AAAUUCGCAAAUUUUGAAUAUUAACUGGAAUACGCUCUAGUGAGCGCAAAGCAGCUGUCUCACUAUGUGUGUUUGGUCAAUGUUGAUUCUAAUCUGUUUCGUGCAAAGCGUUCAAGCAUAUUUGAUCAACGAGGACAAGAUMAACUGGAAUAAAUAUGAAGUUAUAUAUCCCACAAGACUAGACUCUGAUGGAAAAAGAAGUAACAUAAUUGACAACAUGUUCACUGGCCACAAGGGUCACCACGAUGAGCAAGCUGAACUCGAAGUGAAUGCCUUUGGUAAAAAGCAUGUGUUGAGUCUCACUAAGAACAAGAUUUCAAUCGCUCCUCAAAUGAAGCUCCGCUAUUUUGAUAACGAUGGUAACGAAGUUGUAAAAUCGAUUACCCCAGAGCAAUGUCACUAUCAAGGAAAAGUGGUCGGUUCAAGUGACUCCAUGGUUGCACUCAGCAUGUGUAAAGGACUAAGAGGGUACAUAGAUGAUGGAUCAAAACGAAUCUAUAUUGAGCCAUAUCCACAUAAAAAAGAUGGCGCGCAUAAAGUCUACGAAGUCAAACAAGAAACAGACAAUCAUCGGCAUUGCGGCCACAAGUCUAUUGCAGGCAAUUACAGAAACACUACACAAAGAAUUGGCAAACAGACGUCAAUCAGGCGACGAAGGGAGAUCGAUGAGUUUUACCGAAAAUAUUUAACUGUGGAAGAAACCAGAUAUGUGGAGCUCGUUCUUGUUUCCGACAACGCAUUGUACAAAAACUUUGGAAGCAGCAUUGAGAAUACUACAGAUCGCAUGAUCAUCCUGUCCAACGCUGUUGACACGAUAUAUAGCCGCAUUAAUAUUCGAGUCGUUUUGGUUGGAGUCGAAAUCUGGAGCAACAAAGACAAAGUACCUCGUAAAAGCACAGUUGCUGGACCUCUACUGAAAGACUUUGAAAUAUACCGAAGGGAUGUUCUAAGGACCAAGUUUAAAGGCCAUGAUAACGCCCAACUUAUAUGCAAAGAUGGUUGGGAUGAUGCUGCUGGUCUUGCUCAACUCUUCGCAAUGUGUAAAGAUACCUCUUCCUCCAUUGUAGCGUGGAAUCCCGUUUCUAUCGUUGGUCCUUGGAUUGCAUCUGCACAUGAAAUGGGUCAUAACUUUGGCAUGGACCACGACGAAGAAAUUGGUCACUGUACCUGCUUGACGCCUCGUGGGUGCAUCAUGGGUGGACACAAGACACGAAUCGCAGGGUUUUCUGAUUGCAGUCUUGAGGCUUUGCAAAAACAGGACGACUUUUGUCUUUAUAAUGUACCGUCCAAGGAGCUCAAGCCAAAAUGUGGAAAUGGAGUUGUUGAGGAAGGCGAAGAAUGUGAUUGUGGGAAUGAACAGUUUAAACCAGAAGGUGAGAUAUGCCGAGCUCCCAAAGGAGAAUGYGAUGUUGUAGAAUACUGUAGCGGAACCUCCGGCGAGGUAAUUCAAGGUGUGCCGUACUAUGGUCAAAGUUAUAAGCACGUGUUUAACCCACCCAUCACRUCGCGUUACAUUCGCAUCAAUCCAAGUCAUUGGAAUGACAAGAAGUGCCUUACURCUGAAUUGUACGGUUGUGAUGGCAAAGAAGGGGGCUCUCUGAAGCAUGUURCYAGUGGAAUGUGUGUUCAUCCGUUUAAUGGUGUUCGGCAAGAAGGGACAAAAUGGUGCCUUUAUCCAGAAUGUGACAAAGAAAGACUACGAAUAGAUUUUAUGAAGCAAGAUUGUCUUUUACCACUUGGUAUGGCCAGCGGCAAAAUUCAAGACCAACAAAUUACAGCGUCAUCAUUCCUUGACRAAGAUCAUCGACCCAGGUUUGCUCGACCAAUACCAGGAACCAACAACUCGUGGUGUGGAGAGGGAAGCAAAGAUCAGUAUUUACAAAUAGAUCUGUCAAAGACGAUGACAGUAACAGGAGUACUGAUUGGUGGGCUAUUCUGGAACUAUGUYCAAGGAUACUAUGUGUACUACAGCCAGGACGGUCAGCGRUGGAACGCCUAUACUGAGAUGCCAGACAGCUCAGGAUUCAAUUCAUAUUGUUAUAUGGGAAAAUGUGCCGAUACUCGAAGCACACAAUGUGCCGACCUGUGGGGACCAGGUGCCAAAUCUGCUGACAAGGCAUGCUAUGAYAAGUUCAACAAGGAAGGGAAGCAAUAUGGGACGUGCAAUCCGUCACGUGCUACUAGCUGUAAACCACAAGAUGUUCUUUGCGGUCAACUGCARUGUUUUGACAAGAACAASGAUAAGCCAGUGAUGGACUACGGUACAAAGUACGACAGAGUCAAGAUAUCAGGAGGAAAAAAUUGCAGUGUUGCGUCUUUAAAGAAGUCUGACUUUGUUGGUCUUGGAAUGGUACGAGAAGGAACAAAGUGUACUGCAAACAAGGUUUGUAUUGACUACAAGUGUCAAARUAUAUCAAAGAAAUCAUGUCCAAACGUGAGCGGAAARGAAUGUGCUGGMAACGGRGUAUGUUCUAACAAUGGGACGUGUGUAUGCGACGAAGGCUAUGAUUCUACCUCAUCAUGCUCAAAAGCUGUUUCGCGUGUGGACGGCAAAUGGGGGGCAUGGUCAUCCUGGUCCAAUUGUUCUAGAGUAUGUAACGGUGGUACGCGCAUGCGUUUUCGAUACUGUGACAACCCAAGGACUAAGAAUGGCGGGGAAAUGUGUCCAAACCAACGCAUGAUGGAAGAGGAAUGCAACACAGACGAGUGUCCAGAGACUCAUUCAUGCCGUCAUCUUCAAGAAAUUGGCAAAACCAAGAACAAACCUUAUAAGGACAACAYCUACAAGAUCAAUCCCGACGGAAAAGGCCCUGUGAUGACGUAUUGUGACAUGUCACGUGAUGGUGGUGGCUGGACACUAUUGGUUACGAGUUACACUAACUCAUGGACGAGUGAGACUGUUAAGAAGAAGAACGAGGAGAAGCCGAGUUUGAAGAAGGACUUCUCGAUCUUGUUCAAGGCGGAUGACAUUAAGAACAGUUUAAAAGUGCAGGGAGAUUAYUUUGAGUAUCGAAUCGAGGCUAACAAGUUUGGUCGAUGGGGAGGAGUAUGGAAAGCCCCUCGUAGUUACAGUUUCCUAGCAACCGAUAACAAGCAAACUGACGUUAAGCUGGAAAAGAAGUUUGACGACUGGGAGUACGACUACCUUGGCAUUGAUAAACGAAUGCCAUAUUUGUACAAAGAACGGCUGACUUUAACRCAGAACCCCAAGGAUGUCAUCUAUGGGUCCAUUACAGCAAAUCUAAAGAAAUACCAUCCAGCACCUUGGAUAUAUGGYAAAGAGAAAGAGACCCAACCAGCCUAUAUAUGGUACUGGAUGAGAGAGGGCAGAUAUAAAGAGCCUUCGACGUGUAUGGACAUCUUGACAAGAAGUUUCACUGGAGAAAGGGCUCAAGAUGGAAUUUACACUCUUAAGCUUGGUGACAAACAAGUUGACACAUAUUGUGACAUGUCACGCAACGGAGGUGCCUGGACACUACUAAUGACCAGUGCCUCUCGACGCGGAUGGACAGACACAAAUAUCAAGGAACGAAACGCUAACAAGCCUUCACUGGAUACUGACUUCUCCAUAUUAGGGAUCAGUGAUAAUAUUACAAACGAGCGUGGAUUUCAGUACCGCAUUGAAGCAGACGGUGACGAUAGUUGGGGAGGCAUUUGGGAGGCGCAGAAAGAUUACUCUCUUACAAGCACUUCAGAUCAGCAAACGAACAUCAAGCUUCUACAAAAGUUCGGAGAUUGGGAUGAAAGCGAUAGUAACCUUAACAAACGCGUGCCUUACAUCAAACAAAGCGAUUCAUACACAACGACUGGACAAGGUACCAACACAGAUGGAACGUUGAUUGGUAGCGGAAGUAACGCAAUGUAUAUCGCAAAGAGUAAACCUAAGCCUGGAUUUGUACGCCUUUGGGUAAGGGAAGAUGCAAGUCAUUCAUGUUUUCAAAUAAAAGCCAAAGGARAAAGACAUGGCGGGAACUUCACAGACGGUUUUUAUAUGAUAAAGCUACAAGAAAAUCAGCACUACCUUCCAGUUUAUUGUGAUAUGACGUCGGAUCCUGGGGCMUACACUCUACUCGUUACCAGUGCACACGGUAACUGGCGCGCCAGUGAUGUCAGGCAGAGGAACAUYGACAGACCGUCACUAAGCAACGACUACUCCAUAUUAGGUAAAGCGGAUGGUAUUAAAGCCAUGAGUGCAUCAGAUAAAUUCACGUACAAACUUGAAGCAAAUCGAAGAGGAUCRUGGGGCGGAGUUUGGGAGGCACCAAUGAAAUAUAGCUUUGUCAAGCUUGGUAACACACAAACUGAUGUUAAACUGAUCAAACGACUUGGUAAAUGGAAGACGAACGAUGACAGCAUUCAAAAUAGAAUGCCUUAUUUGGGACAGUCCAAGUCUUUAUUGACAACCGCUGACUAUUCKGAAUGGUAUGCUCCUGGUACGAUCAUCACGGACAACAAAGACCAAAAGCCUGCUAACUGGAUCUACCCUGAUAUGUAUACCCCUGGUGUKAUAUGGUACUGGCUGAAUGAUGAUGACUGCGAUAAAUCCAGGAAACCAGUAAAUGGGGGAGUAUCGGGYUGGAGUAAUUGGAGUAGUUGUGAUCAGCUAUGCAAACCAGGAAAGCAAAGAAGACAAAAACGAUGUGACGAMCCCAAACCGAGGUGUGGCGGUGAUCCUUGUGAUGCAAAGCUAAUGGCAGAAGAAAGUAAAGACUGCAAUGUCUGCCCAGAAAGUCCUAUACGAUCUUCCACCAAAUCAUGCGUUGAACCGGGUGUCUCUGGCUGCAAAUUUGAAGACAAUACAGACCUUGUYUACGGCAGUGGUCCCGCAGACUGCUCCAGACCAAACGCGGCUUUUGUUUAUGCAGAUAAUGGAAUACUAAUGCAUAAAUGUAGUGGGAAGCUCGUCUGUCCAAAAGGUGACGCAAAUAAUGGUGCUAAAUUAGUUCUKUCAUCGAAAUGUGGAGAAGAUCAAGCAAAAUUCAUUAGAACGAGAAAGAAAUCACUUAAACACGAAGCUAGUGGACUUUGUGUCAACCCACAAGGCGGGGUGUCUUCAACAGGCAAAGCAUUGGUGCUCUGGGACGCUUGCGAUGAGCAGAGACUGGUCCACGACUUAUUUAAACUCGUGGAUUAAUCAUUGAAAAAAUGAAGUAGUUGUGAAAAGAAAUUAAAAAGAUGAAAACAAGGGAUUAAAAGCUCAUUUAAUUUACUAAAAACUGUAAAAAAUAACAGUUAAAUUAAAAAAAUGAUAAUUCAUUAUCUUAAAUGUUUUCGUUUUGUUUUUGGACCGGAACAACCAUGAGUAUUAUUGKUCGGUUAUACCAAGCUUAUCAAGAACACAACAGAUGUUUAUUUUUAAUUUUACACCAUUAGAUAUUUAAAUAAAGGUUAUUUMUUAAUUAUAUCGAGAAUAGAAAUAUUGACAAAGGAAAGUAAGACGAUUAAAUGAGACAAUACAUGGUAUAAAGAAAAUAAGUAAGUAAGAUUGCUAUCGAUUCACUGUGUUGUCAG
This is a messenger RNA of Exaiptasia diaphana, 5511 nucleotides long. RefSeq lists its product as uncharacterized. The record is from RefSeq and is a predicted model, not a curated record. Gene Ontology annotation, biological process: membrane protein ectodomain proteolysis. The transcript has 41 exons. Gene Ontology annotation, molecular function: metalloendopeptidase activity. Lineage: Eukaryota; Metazoa; Cnidaria; Anthozoa; Actiniaria; Aiptasiidae. The coding region runs from base 65 to 5134 and encodes 1689 amino acids.